AUUUCCAUUCAAACCUUCGGCAAGAGAGGUUCGUUUUGAAGCGCACACACUGAAUAUAUAUAACCCAAAGAGAGGCACUCCUCGACUUCUUCCACGUUCAUCCCAAACAGUCUUGAAUUGUUCGUCAACGUGAACAGUUUGUGCUUUUGUGAGGUGUGUUGAGUUUGUGCUAUAUAUAAGAGGAAAGACAUUUGAUAAAGGAUAAUAAGGAUGAAGUUCGAAAUUCCUUACAUUGCCAAUGGGCCAAGUUCGGAGGAGUACCCAACAGUGAUUGUGAAGCAGGGUAAAUCACCGUCACCACAACCGGAACCAGUGUCACGAACGUAUCAGUACAGGAAAGUGAUGAAGCCAAUGUUGGAGCGGAAACGACGUGCGAGGAUUAAUCGUUGCCUGGAUGAGUUGAAGGAGUUAAUGGUGACUGCGCUGCAAUCUGAGGGGGAGAAUGUUUCGAAGCUGGAGAAGGCGGACAUUCUGGAGCUAACCGUGAGGCAUUUGCAUAAACUCCGUCGGCAGCAGCGACUCUGUGCCAAUCCCGUGAUUGACUCUGAUCGUUUUCGUGCUGGUUUCACGCAUGCUGCCAAUGAGGUAUCACGCUGCCUCGCCUCGACGCCUGGGGUGGAUGUGACGCUGGGCACGAAGCUGAUGACCCACCUGGGGCAUCGCCUGAAUGAACUGGACAAAAUUCAACCACUCUCAAUUCACGUGAGUCAACCCCCCUACACACCACCGUCAUCCCCCUCAACGUCCGUGUGCAGCAGUGAAGCCGGUGGCACGCACUACGCAAUGCCACUCACGCCAGCUUCAUCGCGAUCGUGUCGUUCGCCAUCGCCACGUGCUGAUAGCCUCGGUGCCACGGCGGGUCUGCUGCGUGUUGCCCCAGCCCUCCAAGUCACGGCUGGUGGUGUCUGGAGACCGUGGUAAUGGGGACAACCCUCCCAAACAACCCCAAAACUGCCACACAUCGUGCAUUUCGCCCCCCGUCCCACGUGCAAAGAGUAUCAAUUCCAAAAGAUUGAUCCACCGAUCUCUGUUUUCUUGUUUAACUACAUAUAAAUCAUAUAUAGGUAAUAUACAUAGCAUAAGGUAUUUAAUUAGUAGGUAGUUCACAAUAUUGUAAACUCAUCAAUCACACGUGGAAUAGGUAUUCCCAUUGGGUGUAGGAAGACACGCGAUCAUCUCGCGAUCAUCCCACUAUCUCACGUUGAUCGCGUGCUCAAACCUCCCCCAUUGUCCACAGAAGAAUUAUUUUUUCUUUAAAUCAAAAAUUGUUUAAAGAUCUUUCAUGUUGAAAAAGAAAAGUACAAAGAAAUUAUUUGAAAAUUUGAUUGAUGAUUUGUUUAGCAAAAAAGAAAAUCUCUGACUUCCAUGUAAUCUCAUUUUUAUUAUUAUUUUACAACUUGAUGACAUUUUUUUAAAAAAAUAUUGUUUAAUUAAAAAAAAAGAAAAAUUGCUUCAGCAAUUGCAAGAUCAAUGAGCUUUAAUUAGGAAUAUAAGUGUUUGUGAUAUGAAAGAGAGAGAAAUUGAGAAAGAAGAAAAGAAAAUUAAAGAAAAUAAUUUUGAAAUUGAA
Molecule: messenger RNA, 1567 nt
Organism: Lutzomyia longipalpis
Lineage: Eukaryota; Metazoa; Arthropoda; Insecta; Diptera; Psychodidae
Product: enhancer of split m7 protein-like
Exons: 1
Coding region: 211-921 (236 amino acids)
Biological process (GO): regulation of transcription by RNA polymerase II; anterior/posterior pattern specification; regulation of neurogenesis
Cellular component (GO): nucleus
Molecular function (GO): RNA polymerase II cis-regulatory region sequence-specific DNA binding; DNA-binding transcription factor activity, RNA polymerase II-specific; protein dimerization activity
Source: RefSeq, a predicted model, not a curated record